Heterobasidion irregulare TC 32-1 is the source of this 1233-nucleotide messenger RNA. RefSeq lists its product as uncharacterized. Lineage: Eukaryota; Fungi; Basidiomycota; Agaricomycetes; Russulales; Bondarzewiaceae. The record is from RefSeq and is a predicted model, not a curated record. Gene Ontology annotation, cellular component: nucleus; Rad6-Rad18 complex. Gene Ontology annotation, biological process: protein monoubiquitination; DNA damage tolerance. Gene Ontology annotation, molecular function: ubiquitin protein ligase activity; single-stranded DNA binding. The transcript is spliced from 7 exons. The coding region runs from base 1 to 1233 and encodes 410 amino acids.
AUGGUGAACAACAAUGUUGGGGAUCUUCUCAAAUCGGACAUCCAAGAUCCCUCUGAUUUUCCUCCACAUUCUGUUGCCCCGGGCCUCCGAGAACUUGACAGCGCGCUGCGCUGCAAGAUCUGCUCCGAGCUGUAUGAGGCCCCUGUUAUCUUAGCAUGCGGCCAUUGCUUCUGCUCUCUGUGCGUUCGGUGCGCGAUGGCUGACAAGGCAGAGUGCCCUACCUGCAGGAAACCAGCCAAUGACACGCAGUUGAGGGCAAAUAUGUAUAUGGAAGAAGUUGUUGUGGCUUGGAACAAGGCGAGAUCAUUUGUGCUGCAUUGGUCCAAGGAAGAAGAGUCGAGGAGCCAACAAUCUAGUGACAACACUGCUCUUGAGAGUGGCACGCGUCCAGCCAAAAGGCGCAAAUUGAGCUCCGAGAGAUUUGUAGGUAGCUCAGAUGUCGAGAGGCUUGGAAGUGAAGAUGAGCUGCUCAGAUCGAAUUUCACUGCUGAACGCUCGAAAGCCAAAAUAAGACAUCGCAACCAUAACAAUCUAGUGACUUCCAACGGAGAGCCUAGUUCUUCGUCACGUCCCGCAGAUGUCCCUCUUGUGGAUUGUCCUGUAUGUGCUAAACAAGUCCCCUUUAGUGUGAUCAAUCAGCACAUCGACGGUGGAUGCAGGCUGUCGCCCACACCUAAUUCAGUUUCUUCUCCCCAAAUGAAAUCAAAGACGGCACAGAAGACCGCAUGGUCCAAGAUAUUGAACGGAGUGCCAGCAGACAAGGGCAAUUCGAAGGGAAAGGGCAAAGCUUCUGCAAAAGCUUCUGGCUCGGACAUGUCGCCAUUGCCGAAAGUCUCCUACACCGUCCUCAAAGACAAACAGAUUCGCGACCUUUUAGCUCAAUCCGGGCUAUCAAUCUCUGGUGAGCGCAACGUUCUCAUCGCUCGGCAUCAGCGAUGGGUCUAUGUCUAUAACGCCAACCUAGACCGAGGGGAACAACAUCGAAAGCGCGUCUCCGAACUGCGUGCAAGCAUGAAGCAAUGGGACGAGAGACACAAUGAUCAAAAGAAGGGCGGAAAGGAAAUUGUCAAGGACGUCGUUCAGCAUCAGAAACAAAACAAAGCACAUUUUAAUGCCCUUAUCGAACAAGCUCGCCCGAAGGCGCCCGAUAAAACACCACCUACAAAUCUACCUGUCAGCGAACCUGUUGGGUCUAGUAAUGAUUUAAAAGAAGGCGAUCAGCUCGAUUCAUAA